CCUCUGGAGAAAAUGAGCCCCGGCCACGGAGGAGGGCUUAUCUUGGGCUUCUUUUUGACCAGAAAUGCUUUCUCAGCUGCAGUUGGUCCAUAGCAUGCUGCCCUCUGCCCUGUUCUUGUCUCUGUUCCUUGGUGGUGUUGCUAUCCCCAGGGGCUCUCUUGUCAGAGCCACUUAUGAAGCAGGAGCAGAGAAAGUCCAGGGAAGAUGCUCCUUUGGUCAUCCUAGCAACACCUCCGCAGAACGGGCACUUGGUGAACACAGGAUGCUUGGGUGGGUCCUCAUUACCAUGGCUACUAUCAGCCUCAAGGGCAGAAUGGCGAGAGGGGAGCCGAUAAGCCAUCUGACCAACGUUUGGGGGCACCAUCCUGACGCUUGGUGAUUGAGUGGCUAAGCAGUGAAGCAUAUACUGUUGUUUGGGGACUAACGCUUAACCCUUCUUUUUGACAGGUGAGAACAGACAGCCAUAAUGGAACCCAAACCUCAGAAGAGUUCAGGCAAACAAUUUACAUUAUAUUAUGAAAAUGAAAUCUGCAAACAAGAUUACUUUAUUAAGUCACCACCUCCUCAGCUUUUCUUCUCCGCAACCUCUUGGAAAAAGCGGCUUUUCAUCCUGUCAAAGAGUGGGGGAAAGGGCUUUAGUCUUUCCUAUUACAAAGACCAUCAUCACCGAGGUUCUAUUGAAAUUGAUCGAAAUUCCAGUGUAGAAGUUGGCAUCAGUAACCAUGAAAAAAUGCAAUCUGUACAGAAGAUGUUUAAAUGCCAUCCUGAAGAAGUGAUUACCAUCAGGACCACUAAAAGGGAAUACUUCCUUAUUGGCUUCAGGGAGAAGAUUAAAGACUGGGUCUCCUUCUUGUCAUCAAUCUGCUGGAAUAUAAAAGCAGCACACCAGAAUACAGAGGAGAAACUCUCAUUGGGUGAUAGAAGGUCCUCUUCAGACCCCAGCCCUCUCCUUGGUCCUUCCUGCACAUCGGAGUCUGUCAGCGUGACCACAACAAGAAAAAGUCUUCCAGACACGGUAAUCAGACUCACCUCUCUUAGGACACCCUGGCUCACAGAAGCUCCUCUACCGAAUGACUUGUUAGAGACCGUUCAAGAUACAGAAGAAGAGAGUCAUUAUAUUAAUCCUCGAAGUAUUCUUCCAGAGUUGCCUGAUAUUAUUGCUGUCAGUAAUUCUGGUGAACCCAUUGAACCCAUUGGACCUGGUAGUCCAGACCAGGUCUCCAACGCAGUUGAGCAUCAUUACACGUCAAUGAAAUCCUGUGUUUUCAAAGUGACGUCCCAUAAGUCUGCUGAUGGCAAAGAGGAAUCCCAGACCCUGGCAGAUAUCCUGAAUGGGGAGCUUCACCCACAAGAACAAGGCUCAGGAACAGGCUUUUGUCUUUCACCUGCCAAUACGGAAGCACAGAUCACGAAUGACAAAAAGGGGUCGGCCUCACUAAGUGUUGUGCAGUUGUCUAUACUAAUCAACAACACCCCCAAUGAAAUCCAAGUGGAGAAACUGAACGUGUUCCUUUUUGCUCCUGACAUCAUAAACUAUCUUGCUCUCAGAGAAGCUGCAGGACGGAUAUGUGUGGCUCAGUGGAAUGGCCCCCCGCACCUGGGAUGCUUAUUUUUUCACGGAGAUCACCUUUUGGCCGUGAAUGACCUGAAGCCCCAGAGCCUGGAGGAGGUUUCCUUGUUUCUCAGCCGGUCCAUCCAGAAGGAGAAAGUGAAACUCACCAUCGCUCGGAUCCCGAAUUCAGAGAAAUUCCACGCAAUAGCCUGUACAUGCCACUUGCAAGACCAAGGUAUUAGACCUUCGAAACUGGAUACGUCUGUACUGGAGGGGACACUGAAGAGGAGUCUAGCCAUUAAAAAGGGUCAGCAGAAAGGAUCUGGAGAGUAACGUACUGGAGCCCACUGCCGACAAGCGGAGGAUGGGCCCCGGGCUCUGUGCUGGGCUCUGCCCCUCACCGCUGUGUGAUAUCAGGCA
Messenger RNA from Kogia breviceps (pygmy sperm whale), 1972 nucleotides. NCBI's taxonomy places the organism in Eukaryota, Metazoa, Chordata, Mammalia, Artiodactyla, Physeteridae. The record is from RefSeq and is a predicted model, not a curated record.